This is a messenger RNA of Stegostoma tigrinum, 4814 nucleotides long. RefSeq names its product DNA cross-link repair 1C, PSO2 homolog (S. cerevisiae) (gene dclre1c). Gene Ontology annotation, biological process: protection from non-homologous end joining at telomere; double-strand break repair via nonhomologous end joining; interstrand cross-link repair. The record is from RefSeq and is a predicted model, not a curated record. Lineage: Eukaryota; Metazoa; Chordata; Chondrichthyes; Orectolobiformes; Stegostomatidae. The transcript is spliced from 9 exons. Gene Ontology annotation, molecular function: 5'-3' DNA exonuclease activity; damaged DNA binding. The coding region runs from base 908 to 2719 and encodes 603 amino acids.
CUCCCUGUGAUCCUUGAUCCCCUUGAUAAUCAAGAACCUAUCCAUCUCAGUCUUAAAUGUACUCAGUGACCCGGCCUCCACAGCCUUCUAUGGCAGUGAAUUCCAUAGAUUCACCACUCUCUGGCUGAAGAAAUUUCUCCUUAUUUCUGUUCUGAAAGGUCUUCCCUUUGCUCUAAGGCUGUGACCUUGGGUCUAGACUCUCCUACCACCUCCCCCCCGCCAUCCUUCUAAACUCCCAUGAGUGUAGUCCCAGGGUCCUCAAACAUUCCUCCUAUGUUAAGCUUUCCAUUCCUGGGGCCAUUUUCGUGAAUCUCCUCUGAGCCUGCUCCAGGGCCAGUACAUCCUUCCUGAGAUAUGGGGCCCAAAAUUGAACACAAUAUUCCAAAUGUGGCCUGACCACAGCUUUAUAAAGCCUCAGGAGUACAUCCCUGCGUUUAUAUUCAAGUCCUCUCAAAAUAAAUGCCAACAUUGCAUUUGCCUUCCUGACUACUGACUCAACCUGCAAGUUUACCUUGAGAAAAUCCUGGACUAGAACUCCCAAGUCUCUUUGCACUUCAGAUUUCUGAAUUUUCUCUCCAUUUAGAAAAUAGUCCAUGCUCUUAUUCUUCUUACCAAAGUGCAUGACCUCACACUUUCCCACAUUGUACUCCUUCUGCCACUUCUUUGCCCAUUCUCCUAACCUGCCCAAAUCCUUCUGCAGCCUCCCCACCUCCUCAAUGCUACCUGUCCUUUGACCUCUCUUUGUAUCAUCUGCAAACUUAGCCAGAAUGCCCUCAGAUCCUUCAUCCAGAUCAUGAAUGUACAAAGUGAAAAGUUGUGGUCCCAGCACUGACCCUUGUGGAACACCACUUGUCACCCUCUGUGUAGGCAGAUACAGAGCAUUAAAUUAUAGAAAAUAUGGAAAUCAAUGGGAUGUUAUCCCAAUAACAUCUCAUUCCCUCCUUUUUGUCAUUCCAUGAUAACCUAUAUUGGGGCCGAGAAUGGAGCUGCCAGCCUGUCAAACACAAGUCUGCAGCAAGGGUGCAGGCAUGCCAUAAAUGUACAGCAGACAGCUAUGAUAACUACGAGAACAACUAGCCCAUGUAGCAGGAUCAAAGACAUUCAGACUGUUUACUUGGACACAACAUUUUGUGAUCCACGAUUUUAUCAAAUCCCAAGCAGGGAGGAGUGCCUGAACGGGAUCCUGGAGUUAGUGAGAAGCUGGAUCACACUUAGCCCUUACCAUGUCGUGUGGUUAAACUGCAAGGCAGCAUACGGAUAUGAAUAUCUCUUCACUAACCUCAGUGAAGAAUUCUCAGUUCAGGUUCAUCUUAACAAGUUGGAUAUGUUUCAUAAUAUGCCCGAAAUUUUACAUCAUGUCACCACAGAGAGAUCAACACAGAUUCAUGCGUGUAGACACCCCAAGGAUGAGGAUUAUGUUCGUGGAAACAGACUCCCUUGUGGCAUUACAGCGAAAGAUGGGACUCCACUUCGCAUUAUCAGCAUUAAACCUUCUACCAUGUGGUUUGGUGAAAGGAUAAAGAAGGCGAGUGUAAUUGUAAGAACUGGAGAGAGUUCAUACAGGGCUUGUUUCUCAUUCCAUUCAUCCUUCAGUGAGAUUGUGGAUUUUCUUUCGUAUGUACAGCCUGUGAAUAUUCACCCAAACGUUGUACCUAUGGGCCGGAAUUUUGAAGAUGUCCAGGAGAUUUUGAAGCCACUUGGUAGGAAGUGUUUAGGAGAUGGUGAACCCGUGUACAAACCACUGGGCAGGUUGAAAAGAUCAAGGAAUUGUUCUAUCAAUGAGCAAGAUGGAGACUACAAUGACCUUUUCGAUGACUCCCAUCUAAUUCCACUGAAACAGAGGUUACAGUGUGCUCCACGUUCGCAGCUCGACACCGAAAGCAGGGACUCUCUACAGCAGAGAGAUCAGUGUGUCGAUGAAGGGAGCAUUAGUAAACACCCCAUCUACAUCAGUACAGAAUUCCUAGAGUGCGAAGAGUCAAACGACGAUGAUGAAGAUGAAGAGGAUGAAGAGGCUGCAAUAACUUACCUGGAAAGUAAGCUGAAUGCCAUGCAGAAGGGAUCAUUCCCUGAUCUUGCAGUACACUGUUCUGAAGAAGAAAAAGCAGGCGAGACUGAAUCACCACAGUGGGAUAUGUUUUUCAAAGCGGAAUCAAUUUUGAUAACUGAAACUGAUGAGGAUUCCGAGCCUCCGAGGGAGCAAGAGGUUGAUUUGCAAUCACCAAAACUGUUCAGUGAUUCCGAGGAUGGAGACUGCAUCCAUCUUCCCUCUCAAACAUCAUCCCAAUCAACACACAUAUCUGAACAAGGAAGUCAGGGCAGCCUGUUUGGUGAGUUAAAUUACAUUCCAGAAAAUAAAAUGGUCUCUGUGAAACUCACCAAGGAUAAACCUCCAUUCAGCGCAGCUCUGGACAUUGAGAAAAGCAACAAUAACUGGGAUCUUCAGCAACAUCAUGAAUUUCAUCCAGAUAAUUGCCAACGCGAUCCUACUGGUGCCCUGCUAAACGUCACUGAUCAUUCAAAUGGUAGCCAGAAGGGGGAGAGAGAACACAAUUCAAUUCCCAGUUUCAAGUCUGGCUCACAGACAUCCUCAGACUUUGAAAUACCUUCAACCCCAGACUCUGACCUGCCACAGCCAGAGGAACUGAACAUCCUUUACAAUAAGUUAGCUGCUGGCAAAACCAUAAACAAAGUACAAACAGAUAGUAAAUCCAAGUGAUAUACUUGUGGCUAUGUCCCAGUAUGGGACAUGAGAAGCUUGAAACUCCAGUUCAUGGUCAGAUUUUCUUCCUGCAACAACUGACCAAUGGGGCAAGUAACAAGGAUUCUUGUAAGUUGUAUACACUUUCAAACUUUUUGUAUUUAUUUAACAAAUUGCACCAGAUAACUGGGUGCAAUCACUUCAGCUGCCUGUUCUAUUUUCCAGUUAGUUCCUGCAAUGUAUUUUUGUUACUGGUAAAACCAGCCUGUAUUACCUGUCCUGGAUUUGCCUUCUUGUUCAGGGGGUGGUAAAGAACUGUGUUCUUGAAAACUGAGACACUGAAGUCAUGUUCAAGCAAGAGUCACAUCUGGCAGCCAGGCCAGGCAACGUCAGGGGAACUGCCUCAGCUGAAAGCCAGUAAGGGCUGGGGGAGCCUGAAGAGAGAGAGUGGGGCCACACUAUUCUCUGUUAUCCUUUCAGUCAAGAUCAAUAAUUGCAAGUCCAGUGUUUGUGAUGGAAUUUGGACUCACUGAAUGUUUGAUCCAAUAGUCACUGUACUAUUUAUUCCCAUUGAUGUAAAAACCAGCAGUGGAUCAACUUGAAACAUUGACAUUUAUUCAUUCUUUGAGCAAACAUGUCAUACAGCACCAGUUUUCAAUUCACAGCUCAGUACAAAGAGGUAUACAAGACCUGAAACAAUCCUAAAAAAGUAAAGAAAAAUAUAUCAAUUUCAACUUUAUUUUCUUGAUAGCCUAAAGCCAUAGGGUCAUCCACCAAUUUCCCCUUUUGUUAAAUAGGAAUCUCCACCUUUUAUUAAAAAAACUCUAACUUAACAAGUUGAUUGAUUUUAAAAUGUUGCAUCGUUGCACCAAAACAUGACACUCAAGCAGCUUUCAGUUCAAAGGGGUGACUGUUCAUUUGGGCUGAAAUGCAGUACAUCUUGUGUGCACUGAAGAACUGCUUUAAUAACACCUCAAACUUCAUUCAGCUCAUAUCUGAUGUCAGUGAUGCAGCAUUACUGAGCACAAUUACCACUGCUAAAUGGGAAUCAGGGAAACAACUUUAGCCAUCCCACUGAGCGAUGACUGAGCAAAUUAGAGUUCUGUUUUAAAAAUCAGGUUAAAAAAGUUGAACUGCAUUGACUGAAGCCACCUUUAAACUUGCAUUCUCACACCACACGGUUGCCUUCACUGCAUAUCUUGGACUAUACUAUAGCUAGAUUAAUGUGAAUCACUGUUUCAUCACCAAUAGGACUGCUGCUGAGCUUACACCAAGAACAAGGACUUAUACAUUUCUGGCUGGAAUUUUUAUACAAUUGUCACUUGGGUUGUCACUCAAACUGAAUCUGGAACUUGCUUUUAUCUGCUCACAAUACAAUGCCUCUUUGAUGGUCCAUGUUUUAAUCAAAUUUAAGCGGCAAACUUAGUAUUACUACUGUUUUAAGGAGAGCACUCCCUCAAGCGCAGUAGUUAUGACUUAAAGCAUGUUUUUUAAAAAAAAGCACAAUUAAAAAAAACCUCUAAAGACACUCAUUUCAAAAUCUUUGGAUGAAAUCUCACCAAAGCAACAGAACCUUUGCAGAUUUUCCUUAAGUUGUAAACCUUAGAGGCAGCACAGAAACAUGAGCUGGGAGAAGAAAGUAACAGCAGCUGAGAUCACUGCUCAAAUAAUAGGUCCAUUUUCUUAAAAGAAAAUCUACAACUGUAUUAAAAUAAAAAGGGUUCCAGAGUCACACUGGUCUCAAAACUAUAAUACAUCUCUUCUCCAGAGAUGCUGUCUGCCUGAAGUUUCUCUAACACUUAUUUAUGUUUCUGACUGCCUACCAUUCUCAGGGAUUUUAUGACUAAUGUUUAAUAGUGCCCAAACGUUUAGCAGAAAAUAUUCAAAAUUUCCGUAAAGGUACUGUUAAAGGUUUAAGAUGAGACAACUUUAAACUACACAUUUAAAACAAGCUCUCAAAAAGAUCAUAAAGGACUUGGUCUUGCUUAAUUUUGGGCUGUAACAAGUUAUUAAAGUAAAUUAUCCCAUUAUUAUGGCUAUCCUUCAUCCAAAAUGUACACACACUUGUUGCUUACUUUGAGUCUGAAAUUCACUCUCCUUAAUACAAGUUAUU